Molecule: messenger RNA, 1467 nt
Organism: Peromyscus californicus insignis
Lineage: Eukaryota; Metazoa; Chordata; Mammalia; Rodentia; Cricetidae
Gene: Iqcm
Product: IQ motif containing M
Exons: 12
Coding region: 1-1467 (488 amino acids)
Molecular function (GO): protein binding
Source: RefSeq, a predicted model, not a curated record
AUGGCAACUGUAGAAGCCAUACCUGAAGGAGCAGAAGGUUCUGUAUUAGAAGCCACCCAGCAAGACUUUUUGCAAGAAGCAAAAUCUCUUAUUGCUCAACAUUACAAGAGAAUAAAUGAGAAUAAGCCUCAAGUUACUUCUAUAAAUGUUUUUAAAAAUAAACACCAAAAGCCAAAAACUGGCAGGUUCAUACCUUUUGAGAUUAAAAAAAGUGAAAUCCUUGAUAUAGUUCAAGAACAUCGGAUGGUACUCAGAAGCAUUAACUAUCCCAAAGAGACUUUCAAAUGCCCACCUUCAAAGGAAGACUCAGAGCAAAUUUCCUCAUCGAAGCCACAUGUUUUGAAUUUAAAAGAGAAGUACCAGCCUGAAGAUCCUUUACAAAAAGAACAAGUUAAACUGGGUAAAAUAAUAACUGAUAUUGAAUCUGUAAGUAAGAAAAUGGAGAAAGAAAAGCAGCUGCGUCUCAAGAAACCCAGAAUGUUGGAAUCCUUCCAUUCCCAUGUUGGCUUGAAUUUACAAAAUCUGACCUCUUCUCUGGGACAUCUGAGAGGACCUGCAGAGAAGAUGCUUUAUGAUUGGCGAAGCUUUGCAUGGAGGAGGUCUUCUCGUCCACCUCAUGAAUCUACUCAGAGCUUAGCUGGAUCAUCAGGAAUAUUUAAGGAUUAUUAUAUGAAAUCCCAUAAGAAGAAAGAACUACCUACAAAGACAGACCAGAAGCCAAGCAAAAGGGCAAAAGCUGUUCCAAAGUCCGAUAAAUUAGACAGUAAAGUUAAAAGAAUUGGACCACACAUAGAAAUUUACCAACUGUUCCAGGAAAGAAACAAACUCAUAUUUACUAAAAGAAUUGUUAAGCUGAUUACUAUCACACAAGCAUUUAUCAGGGGAUGGCUUGAACGCAAAAGACUUCAAAGACUAAAGACUAAGGCUUUGUAUCAUGGACCAAAUUUAAAAGCAGUUAUCAUGAUGUAUCAGUUCUUAAUCUACCGUAUUAGACAUCGACUUGGUCUUUGGAGGACAAGACAGAUUAUAAACUUUGGAGAGUUAGAGGAAUGGAUGGAUAGGAAAAAAUUCUACGAAACCAUGUUUGCCAAGAGAGAGGACUGGCAAGGGUUAGAGAGAAGUGAGCUGAUGAAGUACUUCAAUGACUGUGGCCAUUUCCCCACACAGAGCCAGAUCGACGAGUACUGGGACCUGUUCCACAGACAUAGCCAAGGAAAAUACUCUGAAGUAAUCAAAAAGUCCAACGCAAUUGAGCUGUUAUUUACACUCUACCCUCCUCAAGGUGCCAGAGUGAACAGCACAAGACUCCGGUCCACGUGGCUGAGACCCAUAGUGGAUGGAGAAGAAGGCUAUAAGUAUAUCGUGAGUGGACAUCCAAUACUCAAGAGAGCUAAUAUCCAGACUGCUGGCAAGUUGGUGGCUAACUCCAUAAGAGAAAGGAAAAUGAGACAAUUUUAUAAAUCAUGA